Messenger RNA from Aureobasidium melanogenum CBS 110374, 1239 nucleotides. Its product is annotated as glycosyl hydrolase family 5 protein-like protein/cellulase. Gene Ontology annotation, molecular function: hydrolase activity, hydrolyzing O-glycosyl compounds. The transcript has 2 exons. The coding region runs from base 1 to 1239 and encodes 412 amino acids. The record is from RefSeq and is a predicted model, not a curated record. NCBI's taxonomy places the organism in Eukaryota, Fungi, Ascomycota, Dothideomycetes, Dothideales, Saccotheciaceae.
AUGCGUAUCUCCGCUCUUCUUCUACCCAUAUUGGGUGCUCUCGCUCAAGCCAAUCCUAUCAUCUCACGAGCAUCAUCAUGGCCGCAUGCACCCUUCACCACCUCUGGCCGUAACAUGAAGAACAGCCUUGAUGAGACGAUCGUCUAUGCCGGAGUCAACUGGCCUGGUGCUGCCAAUGUAAUGAUUCCUGAAGGCCUGCAGUACCAAUCCGUCAGCACAAUCAUGUCCAAGAUCAAGGACCUAGGCAUGAAUGUGAUCAGACUGACCUACGCUAUCGAGAUGAUCGACGACAUCUAUGAGGGUGUUGACAGCAGUCUGAAGACCGCCUUCAUUCAGGCACUGGGAGAAACGAAUGGCACAAAGGUUUUGAAAGAAGUCCUGGCCAGCAAUCCUACUUUUACUGAGAACACCACUCGUCUGGAGGUCUUCGACGCCAUAGCCGCAGAAGCACACACCCAACAAAUCUACGUCCACCUGGACAACCACGUCUCAAAAGGAGAAUGGUGCUGCAGCCACACAGACGGCAACGCCUGGUUCGGCGACACCUACUUCGACGUCUCAAACUGGAAGCGAGGGCUAGCAUUCAUGGCCAAUCAUGCAAAAUCCUGGCCAGCAUUCACAUCCAUGUCUUUGCGCAACGAACUUCGCACCACUGCAAACGGCACAGGAGAUAAUUGGGUGUCGUGGUAUGAGAAUAUGAUUCCUGCUGCUGAUGGUAUCAACAAAGCAAACCCCUCACCGUUGAUUUUCUUUUCGGGGUUGAGUUAUGAUACGCAAUUGGGCACGAUCGUGGAUGGUGAGGACAUUGGCAAUGGAACCUCGUUUGCUCUACGCGACCACGCCUACGCAGAUAAAAUCGUCUGGGAACUGCACAACUACGCCAACAGCGCAACAAACUGCGGCGACAUCGAAGGAAGCCUAAGAAACCAAGGUUACAACGCCAUGGAAGGUGAUUCCUCCGCGGUCAACAUCGCUCCCGUGGUAUUGACAGAGUUCGGAUUCGAUCAGACUUCAGGGUCGGAAAGUGUUUAUGCGCAGUGCAUCAAGAAGUACUUGACUUCUCUGCCUGGCGGACCUGGUGGCUGGAUGCAGUGGGUGAUCUCUGGAAGCUACUAUAUUCGUGAGGGUGGCCAGGAUAAGGAUGAGACUUGGGGCUUGUUGAAUCAUGACUGGUCUGACUGGCGCAACCAGACCGCAGCUGACUACACAAAGAGCUUCGUAGAUGAGACUCUGGCAUAA